AUGCUUCGACUUACCGUCCUCGCCAUCCUCUCAACACUCGUUAAAUUCGCAUAUACACAUGAACAUCAUGAAGACGCAAUACCAGAGGGCCAAGCUGUCUCGCCUGAACCUAUCGACUCAAUACUAUGGGCUCACAUCCUCAUCCAGAUCCUUGCCUUCGGCAUCAUCUUCCCCACCGGUAUGGUCCUCGGUAUCGUGCACUCGCACUGGCACGUCCCCCUCCAGACAAUCGGCGCCGUCCUGGCGAUCGUUGGAUACUUUCUCGGUCACGCACAUGGAGGCAGGCAAUUCAAGCAUAACAUCCACGCAUCUUUCGCUACCUGGCUGAUGCUGCUCCUCAUCGCGCAAAUAGCCGUUGGGGUUUACCUGAGACUGCACUUGGAAAAGGGUGGGCACGCCAGAAUCCGAUGGGUUGUGGUGAUUGUGCAUGGGACGAUGGGCAAGGCGAUGCCCGUGGUCGCAUGGGUACAGAUGCUAUUUGGUGGUAUCACAGCGCUGGGUUUCUGCCGAGAUGAUCAUCUAGGACAGUGUCUUGCGCAUUUCAUCAUGGGCUCAGCUUUCAUUGGGUACGGGAUCAUCCUGACGAUACUGCUACUUGUGGGACAGCUGUGGCUUAAACGGACGGGGAGAAGUCAGGAAUUCUUCGAUUCGAUAGUGAUUGCUGCAUGGGGCUGCGUCAACACCUUCACUGAGCACAGAUGGGGCACCGCAUGGGUCAAGAACGAUAUACAGCACACGAGCAUGGGAAUAGUCUGGUGGUGCGCAGGUCUACUGGGAGUCUGGCUCAGCAGGAAACGAGAUGGACGACCAAAGAGGAACAUCUUCCCCGCACUAGUCAUAUUUUUGACAGGAUGGGGAAUGGGGUCUCAUCCGCAGGCAUUAGAAUUGAGCACACAUGUUCAUUCAAUGUUUGGCUAUACGCUUAUGGCUGCGGGAGCCAUGCGAAUUAUUGAAGUUGCGUUCGUACUGAGGGAUAAGAAUACUGUCGACGACAAGGACUUGGAAGAGGUCAACAGUUUUCAGUAUCUUACGCCUUUCCUACUCUAUGCGUCUGGCUUUCUCUUCAUGGGUGCAACCGAGGAGCAGAUGGCUAUGCUCGCAACCGCUCACGUAACGCACGUCUCCUACAUCCUACUACUCUACAGCAUAUCGUUCUUACUUUUCCUUUUCGUGGCCAUGUUGCUAAACAUGUACGCUUCGCAUGUUUGGCCGAUCGAUCGCAAUCCUGUCGUUCUACCUAAAGCAAAUGGUCGGGCAAAUGGUCAUAUCAGAGCGGAUAGCCAGAGGCUUCGAGACGCCGAGGAGUUCGAGUUAGAAGGCCUCAUGAGCGAUGACGAGGUUGACACUAGCAGACCGCGAUAA
Bacidia gigantensis is the source of this 1362-nucleotide messenger RNA. RefSeq lists its product as uncharacterized. The record is from RefSeq and is a predicted model, not a curated record. The coding region runs from base 1 to 1362 and encodes 453 amino acids. The transcript is spliced from 3 exons. Lineage: Eukaryota; Fungi; Ascomycota; Lecanoromycetes; Lecanorales; Ramalinaceae.